Molecule: messenger RNA, 533 nt
Organism: Gadus macrocephalus (Pacific cod)
Lineage: Eukaryota; Metazoa; Chordata; Actinopteri; Gadiformes; Gadidae
Gene: rplp2a
Product: ribosomal protein, large P2
Exons: 5
Coding region: 129-482 (117 amino acids)
Biological process (GO): cytoplasmic translational elongation
Cellular component (GO): cytosolic large ribosomal subunit; ribosome
Molecular function (GO): structural constituent of ribosome
Source: RefSeq, a predicted model, not a curated record
AAACGACGUCACGCACAACCGACCAAUCGCAUCACCACACUGACAGCUGUUACCGUUUCCGGUGACGUCGUCCUCCCUCUUCCGACUCUCUCAGCGUGUCCGUCGUUUCGUGUCUCUGAGACUUAAAAAUGCGUUACGUGGCCGCUUACCUCCUGGCUGCCCUCGGCGGCGCCGCCAGCCCAUCCGCCAAGGACAUCAAGGCCAUCCUGAGCAGCGUCGGCAUCGAGGCCGACGAUGAGCGUCUCAACAAGGUGGUGAGUGAAAUGAACGGGAAAGACAUCAACGAAGUGAUGAACUCCGGUCUCUCCAAGUUGGCCUCCGUGCCAGCAGGUGGUGCUGUCGCAGCGCCUUCUGCUGCCGGUGGUGCGGCUGUUGCUGCCGCCGGAGCGGCGCCUGCUGCUGCUGCGGAAGAGAAAAAGGAGGAGAAGAAGGACGAAUCCGAAGAGUCGGACGACGAUAUGGGAUUCGGACUCUUUGAUUAACUCGCCUUCUCUGAAUUUGAAAAAGCAAUAAAAAUGUAAAAGUUUACAUAA